GCUAGCUCGCUUGAUUUGUUUUUGUUGGCUCUCUCUCCCCAACUUACUUCUGAAUUUCUGGUACACCCACUUUAGAAUCUACCAUUUUCCCUCACAUUCUGGGGUUCUUUCUUAUGUGAGUCUCUCCACAGUUUUGGAUUGAAACUUUUAGAGAACAAGGUCCAGAUCAUGUAAUUGAGGUGGUUAUUUGCUUCUGUUUGCCUCUUCUUCAAAUGGCAAUCUCUUGCGCAUCAGGUUUUUGAGAGAAAGCCUUGUUAGGAACACCCAUUGAUUUAGUGGAGGCUAUCCAAGUAGCGUAGGUAGUAGUAAUAUAGUAGAGGUAGAAGCAUGGAGGAGACAUUUGUGCCUAUGCGCGGAAUUAAGAAUGACCUUAGAGGAAGAUUGAUGUGCUACAAGCAAGACUGGACUGGUGGCUUUAGAGCAGGAUACAGGAUUUUGGCUCCCACCACAUACAUCUUUUUUGCUUCAGCAAUCCCUGUCAUUUCAUUUGGUGAACAACUGGAGCGAAGUACUGAUGGGGCUUUGACAGCAGUGCAAACCUUAGUUUCUACGGCUGUUUGUGGAAUCAUACACUCCAUAAUUGGAGGUCAACCCUUGCUGAUAUUGGGUGUGGCUGAGCCUACUGUAAUUAUGUACACCUUCAUGUUUAAUUUUGUCAAGGAACAAAAUGACUUGGGUGCAAAGCUGUUUCUGGCAUGGGCAGGAUGGGUAUGUGUAUGGACAGCAGGGUUGCUGUUCUUAUUGGCUAUUUUGGGUGCUUGUUCCAUUAUCAACAGGUUCACCCGUAUAGCUGGAGAACUGUUUGGCCUCCUUAUUGCUAUGCUCUUCAUGCAGCAAGCCAUAAAAGGACUUGUGGAGGAGUUUCGCAUACCACAAAGAGAAGAUACAAGUUUAGCGCAGUUUAUGCCUUCAUGGAGGUUCGCAAAUGGGAUGUUUGCUUUGGUAUUGUCAUUUGGCCUUCUUCUCACUGCUUUAAAAAGUCGGAAAGCAAGGUCUUGGCGCUAUGGCUCCGGUUCUCUUAGAGGCUUCAUAGCAGAUUAUGGAGUGCCACUUAUGGUUCUAGUCUGGACUGGUGUAUCUUACAUACCAACUAGUAGUGUUCCAAAAGGAAUCCCACGACGGCUCUUUAGCCCAAAUCCAUGGUCACCUGGUGCAUAUGAGAAUUGGACUGUCAUUAAGCAAAUGCUUGAUGUUCCAAUCCUGUACAUCAUUGGAGCUUUCAUUCCAGCCACAAUGAUUGCAGUGCUUUAUUAUUUCGACCACAGUGUAGCAUCCCAACUUGCUCAGCAGAAAGAGUUCAAUUUGAGAAAGCCAUCGUCUUACCAUUAUGACUUGCUUCUUUUGGGGUUUCUGACCUUAAUGUGUGGUCUGCUAGGAAUUCCUCCAUCAAAUGGUGUCAUUCCACAGUCUCCGAUGCAUACUAAGAGUUUGGCUACUCUUAAACAUCAGUUGCUACGUAAUAAGCUUGUAGCAACAGCACGGAAAAGUAUGCGAAAGAAUGCUAGCUUGGGACAGCUGUAUGGAAAUAUGCAAGAAGCCUAUCAUCAAAUGCAGACUCCUUUGGUUUACCAGAGUGCCUCGUCUCUGGGACUGAAUGAGUUAAAAGAAUCAACUAUCCAGGCAGCUUCAAGUAUGGGAAACUAUAUUGAUGCGCCAGUUGAUGAUACAGUGUUUGAUGUAGAGAAAGAAAUUGACGAUCUAUUGCCUGUUGAGGUGAAAGAACAGCGUCUUAGUAACAUACUUCAAGCUGUACUGGUUGGAGCAUGUGUUGCAGCCAUGCCUAUACUAAAAAAGAUCCCAACAUCAGUCCUCUGGGGCUACUUCGCUUUCAUGGCCAUUGAAAGCUUACCGGGUAACCAAUUUUGGGAAAGGAUCUUAUUGCUCUUUACUGCUCCCAGUAGAAGAUACAAAGUCCUCGAGGAGUACCAUGCAACUUUUGUAGAAACUGUGCCUUUCAAGACAAUUGUGAUGUUUACAAUUUUCCAAACUGUGUACUUGCUUAUAUGUUUUGGGCUUACUUGGGUUCCAAUUGCCGGGGUCAUGUUUCCUUUGAUGAUCAUGCUUUUGGUCCCUGUGAGACAAUACUUUCUGCCCAAGUUUUUCAAAGGAGCUCAUCUUCAGGACUUGGAUGCAGCAGAGUAUGAAGAGGCUCCAGCUUUACCAUUUAAUCUUGCAGCGGAGACAGAGCUGGGAGCUGGAGCUUCCUGUGCUGGAGAUGCAGAAAUACUAGAUGACGCUUUUACCCGUAGCAGAGGUGAGUUUAAGCAUGUGAGCAGUCCUAAGAUCACAAGUACAACUUCAACACCGGCAAAUGCCCCUAGAAGCCUCGAGAGUCCACGUGUCUCCUUCAGUCCGCGAAUCAGUGAGCUAAGAGGAGUGCCAAGUCCUCGUUCUGGUGGAAGAGGGCCGCAUAGUCCAAAGACUGGAGAAGUGAAGCCUUCCAUUCUGGGAAAGAGCCUUAGUAAGAGCAACUCGACAUCAUAAUAUCUGCACACUAUGCUCCUACCUUUAAUUAAGAAGUUUAUAGAUGGCUUUCACCAUAUUCUCGCCAAUUGUUGGUUUGUUUUGUCUUGUUUUUCUUUGGUUUGUUGUAAAGAGCUGUUCCUUGUUUUGCUUCCAUGCCUCUGAGGGACUUGUAAUCGUAGCAUAUGUUAGCAUUGUCUUCAUUAAUUGUGUAACAAUUAUCCUAGUGAGUGUUUUUCUCUCUGACUAUGUACCUUCUUC
Molecule: messenger RNA, 2724 nt
Organism: Fragaria vesca subsp. vesca
Lineage: Eukaryota; Viridiplantae; Streptophyta; Magnoliopsida; Rosales; Rosaceae
Product: boron transporter 1-like
Exons: 12
Coding region: 328-2484 (718 amino acids)
Biological process (GO): monoatomic ion homeostasis; monoatomic anion transport; transmembrane transport
Cellular component (GO): plasma membrane
Molecular function (GO): solute:inorganic anion antiporter activity
Source: RefSeq, a predicted model, not a curated record